UCUAGGGUAAGCUAAAACCCUCUUUUUAUACUUCAACCCAAUCAUUCAUCCUCCUUCUCGCCAUCGUCGUGGAAAUCAGCCUCAGAGAAGGGAACAAAGAUGGUUCAGAGGCUUACCUACCGCAGGCGUCAUAGCUAUGCCACCAAAUCCAACCAACAUAGGGUUGUCAAAACCCCCGGUGGAAAGCUUGUUUACCAGACAACUAAGAAGAGGGCCAGUGGACCAAAAUGCCCUGUUACUGGAAAGAGGAUUCAAGGGAUUCCACAUUUACGACCCACAGAGUACAAGAGAUCAAGGCUAUCUAGAAACAGGAGGACUGUGAACCGUGCUUAUGGUGGAGUUUUAUCUGGAGGUGCUGUCAGAGAAAGAAUCAUUCGAGCUUUCUUGGUUGAAGAGCAGAAGAUUGUGAAAAAGGUCUUGAAGAUCCAAAAGACAAAGGAGAAACAAGCUUCAAAGGCUUAAGUUUCAAGAAAAGAGAUAAAGAUCUUUUUGGAGGGAUUUUAGGUUUGAGUCAUUAUAGUAAAAAACAAAUUUAUUAGAACUGUUGUUCCCUUAUUAAUUUUGUGCUCAUUUGGUUUCUUUGAACUCAUUUUAGUGCAACUGUUAGCCUAUUAUGAUACAGUUUUGUUCGGUUUAUUGAUAUUUUCAUGUUUUCUUAUGAAUAUAUGAAUUUUCAUGUUUUCCUCUGAAUAUAUGCUCAUACUUAUAAUAUUUGAAGUUA
Messenger RNA from Cicer arietinum (chickpea), 721 nucleotides. Its product is annotated as large ribosomal subunit protein eL34-like. Gene Ontology annotation, molecular function: structural constituent of ribosome. Lineage: Eukaryota; Viridiplantae; Streptophyta; Magnoliopsida; Fabales; Fabaceae. The record is from RefSeq and is a predicted model, not a curated record. Gene Ontology annotation, cellular component: ribosome. Gene Ontology annotation, biological process: translation.